AUUCGCUUCUUCAAAAUGGCGAUUCCGAGGUUAACCUCUCUACUCCGAAUCAGAAAAUUAGCUAAAAGCGAUUGGCUUGUAGCUACUAUAGGCUUCGUAUUGACAUUGUUCUUCCUCUCUUUCUUCUUCGAUCCAACUUCAGACUCAGUCCCUUCCGUUGACCGAAUCACAUCCCAACCCGAUCUGGUGAAACUGACUCUGUCUAGUAAAGCUAAAGAGAGAGAAGCUUUUUGUUUAGAUGGAAGCUUGCCUGGGUACCAUUUUCAUAAGGGUUCAGGGUCAGGUUCAAAAAGCUGGCUUGUUCAUCUAGAGGGUGGAGGAUGGUGUAGUUCAAUAGCGUCGUGUUCUGCUCGAGCAAUGACUAUGUUGGGUUCUUCCACCUAUUUUGAAGAUGAAGUUGACUUUCAAGGUGUUUUGAGUAGUGACCCAUCUCAAAAUCCUGAGUUUUUUAACUGGAACAGAGUUAAGAUACGUUACUGUGAUGGUGCUUCUUUUGCUGGACGCCCUGAAGCUGAAUUCAAGAACGGUACACGGCUUUUCUUCCGAGGCCAGCUCAUUUGGGAAGCAAUUAUUGAUGAGCUCUUGUCAAUGGGCAUGUCAGAUGCGAAACAGGGCAUACUUACUGGAUGUUCUGCUGGUGGCUUGGCAACUCUUAUUCAUUGUGACUACUUUCGAGAUCAUCUCCCAAAAGAUGCAGCUGUUAAAUGUGUUUCUGACGGAGGCUUCUUUCUCAAUGUGCCUGAUGUCCUUGGACACCCUACGAUGAGAUCUUUCUACCAUGAUGUUGUUAACCUGCAGGGCGUAAAUAAGAGCUUGGAUCAGAAUUGUGUAGCCAAAACUGAGCCAUCCAAGUGUAUGUUUCCUCAAAAAUUCCUUAACAACAUAAAAACUCCAGUAUUUCUUGUCAACCCAGCUUACGAUUUUUGGCAGAUUCAACAUGUCCUAGUACCAGCUUCUGCUGAUUUAGAUAAAAGUUGGGCAAAGUGCAGACUCAAUAUUAAGGAGUGUGAUGCCGCACAAAUGAAAGUGCUACAUGGCUUUCGCAGCUCUCUGAUGGAUGCUAUUGGGAAGUUUCAUCAGAACAAAGCUGGUGGGAUGUUCAUAGAUUCAUGCUACACUCAUUGCCAGACACUUAUGUCAGCGACAUGGCACUCCCCAACCUCAAUAAGAAUCGAAAAUAAGACAAUUGCAGAGUCUGUAGGUGACUGGUACUUCAACCGGAAACCGGUGAAGCUAAUCGAUUGUCCUUACCCGUGCAAUCCCUCUUGUUACAACCUGAAUUUCACCUGAACUUGCCUUAUAGCUGGCAUUGACCAACCCCUUUGCUUUUGGAUUCCUCCUGUUUCCGGUAGCUUCUUCAUCCGCGAGGAGCAGCUAUUUCAAUCCGGUUGAGUCCUAAGAGGAUCUCAUGUUAGUGAAGCCUUAAGAGCACCCCCAUCAAGGGUUGAUGGGGGGAGUUCACACGCGAACCGAGAAAAAAUAAUAAUAUUAAAAUCAGAUUUCUAUGAACCCCUCCUUCAAAAGUUCACCGCGGUGAACCCCGAUGACCCCGGGUUCACCACGUGUCAACAUAUGAUUGGUCCAAAAUUAAUUUUUUUUUUUUUUUUUUUUAAAAAAAAAAGUAAAACGAAAAUAAAAAAAAAAAUAUUUUUUUAUUGCUGUGAACCCCCA
Molecule: messenger RNA, 1671 nt
Organism: Eruca vesicaria subsp. sativa (arugula)
Lineage: Eukaryota; Viridiplantae; Streptophyta; Magnoliopsida; Brassicales; Brassicaceae
Source: the annotation of a GenBank genome assembly